Messenger RNA from Penicillium cataractarum, 600 nucleotides. RefSeq lists its product as uncharacterized. The transcript has a single exon. The coding region runs from base 1 to 600 and encodes 199 amino acids. The record is from RefSeq and is a predicted model, not a curated record. NCBI's taxonomy places the organism in Eukaryota, Fungi, Ascomycota, Eurotiomycetes, Eurotiales, Aspergillaceae.
AUGAGCAAGACUUUUCCCCGGCAAGUUCCCGCCCAGGGACUGGUUGAUAUCCACCGUCUUACUUUCUGGUGGUCCCUCCGACGAGAUUCACAGCCACACCUGUCUCGCAAGAAUAGAAUCCAAUAUGAUAAAUUCUGGGUCACUUUGCAGAAAACAUUCGUCAAUUUGACCGAAAUCCGCGUCUUUGUGGAUACAAUCGGUCUAGCAGAUAUGAAAAGUAUCCCCGAGGACAUGGUUGGAGAUACAGAUGAAGAAAAACAACGCUACAUUCAAUCCGCAUGGCUCGACGAAAUGGAGUCGAUGAUCGAGGCAAAGCAAAAACUAAAGGUCUUCGAAAUUCAUAUCGACAAUGGGGUAUAUCGGCACGUGAAAGAAAGAAUUCAGCCUUGGCUGAAGGAAAAGGAGGAAGAGAGGAAGACGGAAAGAAAGAUCGAUAGGAUACGCUAUAAGGCGUAUAGGUGUAAGCACACUAACAUCACCUACCAAGGAGUCCCGGCUAGCAGGCCUAUCUCGAGAGGAAGCUCGAAAAUCGGAAUCGAGGAUUCAAGAUCGGUUCCUGAUGAAUUUUGGAGGAAGAACAUUAGCAAACGUGGAAAGUGA